Molecule: messenger RNA, 1154 nt
Organism: Salvia hispanica
Lineage: Eukaryota; Viridiplantae; Streptophyta; Magnoliopsida; Lamiales; Lamiaceae
Source: RefSeq, a predicted model, not a curated record
AUAGCGCACUAUGACAAAGCUGCGACGCCGCGGCCAUAUUUCCCGCAACCACCAGUCCACCACCCACACUCGCUCCACACCGUCGAAUUUACCAAAAUAGCCUCCAAUUCCGCUCGAAUUCCCCUCUUUAGCCCUCGAUCUGCCGCCUCGCUUUCGCCGGAGAACUAAUCGUCCACUUCAUCGGAAUAGAUGCCGGAAUCUAGCCCCGCGCCGCCGGAGGAGACCGCCGCUAAGUCGCCGCUCGACAAGCCGCUCCACCUGCUCACGGAGGAUGACAUUGCUCAGGUCACUCGCGAAGACUGCCGCCGUUACCUCAAGGAGAAAGGAAUGAGGAGGCCUUCGUGGAACAAGUCUCAGGCGAUUCAGCAAGUGAUAAUGCUCAAGACGCUCCUCGAAUCGACGCCGGAUUCGGACGCUGCUGGUGCGCGCAAGCGCCUCCGCAUUUCGCGCCCUAACAAUACCGAUAUCAGCAGCAAUGUUGCUAUGGAGAGUGUUCCUAGAGGAACAACUGCAGAGGCGGAGAAUUCUUUAUCCGCUGAGGAAACGACGCCGCAUUCUGUGAAAGAUCUCGACAAACCUGAUUCUUCGGGUGGUUUGUCUACGUUUGCCGCCGCAAAGGAUGAAUCUGCUCAGCUUAGAACCCCAGGUUCGAGAAAUAUGCCUAUCGGCCAAAUGACAAUAUUCUAUUGUGGCAAAGUGAAUGUGUAUGAUGAUGUCCCCGCAGAUAAGGUACGGGCAUUAAUGCAUAUUGCUGCAAGUCCUCUACAGGUUCCGGAUGAACAGCUAGUUGAUGGUUCUGUAGGACUGCAACCUUUACCGUGCAUCCCGAAAACCGUUAGCUCUUCUCAUCAGGAUUCAGCUGUUCUUAUCUUGCCAACUCUCCCAGCAGAGAAAAUAAAUGAAAGCACCUCACUGCCUGGAGAAGAAACAAAAAAGCUCGAAGAAACCCCUGUGGAAGGACCGUCAACCAGAAAAGCAUCUGUACAAAGAUACCUUGAGAAGAGAAAAGACAGGUGAAGGUUUAAGAGCAAGGGAAAGGCAGGAAUGGCCUCGUGUGCAAGCUUGGAUGAUUAUAUUAACCAUCGAAUGGGUAAUCAACUGCCAAGAAUUGACACUUCAAUAACCCGAAUCAGAAAACCUUCUAACCUUACACG